GCAGACCUAGGCCGUGACGUCACGCCGCCAUGCCGCCGCUCGCGCUGCUGCUGCUGCUCCUAGUGCACGGGGACACCAAGACCGUGCAGCAGGACAAGCUCGCGGGCGUGCGAACGGUGGACGUUCAAGCCGUAGAGGGCAUGGUGGCGCAGUUCCCGUGCGACCUGGGCACCGCGGCCAACGACAAGGUCUACAUGGUGUUCUGGUUCCGGGACGAUGCUGGCAUCCCGCUGUACAGUUUCGACGUGCGCGGCAAGCCGCUCUCGGAAGCGCGUCACUGGUCCGCGCCAGAAGUAUUCGGGCCGCGCGCACACUUCGCCACCUCGCCGCCGCCGGCCGCCCUCCUUGUGCGCGACGUCAAACGGCGAGACGAGGGCGUGUAUCGGUGUCGGGUGGACUUUAGGAACACUCAGACCACAAGCUUCAGAUACAACCUCACUGUUGUUGUGCCUCCAGAGAAACCGGUGGUGGUGGACCGCUGGGGGCGCGUCAUCAACACCACCACUUUGGGCCCGCACCAGGAGGGAGACGAUGUUCUGCUCACCUGCCGAGUGCUUGGCGGGCGACCAGAACCAACAGUCCGAUGGCUGGUCAACGGCGUUCUAGUAGACGCCGAAUAUGAACAGAACACCGGUGACGUGAUCGAGAACCGCCUUAUGUGGCCGGCGAUACGGCGCGCUGACUACGCCGCUGUGUUCACUUGUCAAGCUGCUAAUUCACAACUAGUACCACCACGAGAAGUGUCCCUAGUCCUGGAUAUGUUCUUGAGGCCACUAACAGUAGAAAUACGGAGGCCUACAGAAAUAGGCGAAGGAGGCUCUUUGACGGCCGAGCGGCGGUACGAGGUGUCCUGCGAAUCGGCAGGAUCGAGGCCGCCUGCCGUUAUUACGUGGCACAAGGGAAAGCGGCUGCUAAAGCGGAUCACGGAGGAGGUCCGUGAAAACCUAACUGUCAGCGUAAUGAGCUUCGUUCCUACGCUAGAAGACGACGGCAAGGCGAUCACUUGUCGAGCAGAAAACCCCAAUGUGACUGCGUUACAUAUGGAGACUUCGUGGACGAUUAACGUUGUCUAUCCUCCAGUGGUGCGGCUUCGGCUAGGCAGCACGUUGGCUGGCGGAGACAUCAAAGAAGGCGACGACGUGUACUUCGAGUGCCACGUGCGCGCCAAUCCGGUCGCGCGCAAGCUCUCGUGGCUACAUGACGACCGGCCUUUAGCCCACAACGCGUCAGCGCGCGUGUUCCACAGCAACCAGAGUCUCGUGCUACAGAAAGUUACGAGGCACUCCUCGGGGCGGUAUGCCUGCUCCGCGCUCAACGCGGAGGGGGAGACGGUCUCGAAUGAGCUUCACUUUCGUGUCAAAUACGCCCCAUCAUGUCGCACCGGCGCUGGGUCGCCCUCUGGCGUGUCCGUAGUCGGCGCGGCGCGGGGCGAAGCCGUUGUCAUCGUGUGCGAGGUCGACGCAGACCCACCGGCAGCAGUGUUCAAGUGGAAGUUCAACAACUCGGGCGAGACCAUAGAUGUGGCUGCCGACCGGUAUACGUCCAACGGCAGCGCUAGUAGCCUCAAAUAUACGCCGGUGGCGGACUUGGACUACGGCACAUUAUCCUGCUCGGCGUCCAACGAGGUGGGCUCGCAGCUCGCGCCCUGUGUCUUCCAAAUGGUAGCAGCUGGCAAACCGCAUCCGCCUCGCAACUGCUCCCUAUGGAAUCAGACGGCGGAAUCAGUGGAAGUUUCAUGCCUGGCCGGCUUCGACGGCGGCCUGCCUCAGACUUUUCUGCUGCAGGUCUACUCUGCGGGCGAGAGCGUGCCCAGAGUGAACCUGUCAUCAGACGAGCCCUCAUGGACAGUGCGGGGGCUGGAGUGGGACGUAAGGUUCCGACUCGAGGCCGUCGCGGUGAACGGCAAGGGCCGUAGCGCACCCGCGAGGCUGGAUGACGUGUUGUUCCGGGACCCUGAGAAGAGAACAGCGUCAGACACGGGGCUCGGGCUAGGCAGCACAGCAGGCGCCGUCGGCGCGCUCGGGCUCGGCGCCGGCGCCUGUGCGCUCCUCGUCGGCGCGUGCGCGCUAUCACGCCGACGCCGAUCGCGCGCCAAACCGCCGCCGGCGCCCGCGGUGCGCGCUACGAUGGCUCCCGCGCCCGUCGAGGAUAUCAAGAGGCCUGAUCAUGAUGACGCCGAACCGGACCUCAUACCAAAUAAUUACUGCGAAUCAGCGGUGGGUAUUGGACGAUUAACGACAGCAUCAGCUGCGCGUACUGCGCCCGCGCCGCUCUCCACACCAGCAAGUGCGUGCAACGGUCCCGGCGCAUCAUGGACGUGGGGCGCGCGGCCCCGUGAGCUCGCGGUCGGCGCACCAGCGCCGCCGCCAACAAUCGGCCGCAGCGCCUCCGCCACGCUACGCGCCGCCGCCGAUCUCAACGUCGACGCUAUUAAAGAAAAACUUCUCGACCACCGGAUCCCCGAGUCUUGCGUGUAGUCUAAUUUAGGUAAAUACGGCGCGCCCCGCCGCUGUCGACAAAAAUGUUAUCACACCAAUUACUUCAUCUCUCUAUCAGAG
Cydia amplana is the source of this 2558-nucleotide messenger RNA. RefSeq names its product nephrin (gene side-II). Gene Ontology annotation, molecular function: protein binding. NCBI's taxonomy places the organism in Eukaryota, Metazoa, Arthropoda, Insecta, Lepidoptera, Tortricidae. The coding region runs from base 30 to 2477 and encodes 815 amino acids. The record is from RefSeq and is a predicted model, not a curated record. The transcript has 16 exons.